AAAAAAAAAUGUUAGAUGACAGUGACAUUGACAAACAAGUCGCAAAAUACAAGUGAAAAGUCUGGUUAGAUUCAAAGAGAUUAAAAUACAUAUGGAAAUUACUGGUAUUGCAGUGGAGCUUAGAUAAAAGAAAGUACCGGUGGCUCCAUUGAGUGUAAACAAAAAUCAUAUGUAUAAUUUACUAAAUAAAUGUCGAUAUGGAAAGGAUUAAGGUCGUAUUAGACAAAAUUUUACACGAUCGCUAUGAUUUCUGUUGUUUAUGUCUAAGUAAUAUUACGGACAAGGCCAUUAUUUAUCAUAUUGACGAUGAAAUAGUAUUUGAUACGAAAAAUACGAAUUUGUUUGAAAUUCUGUCCUGUGUCCUUGGAAACGAAGUACCAUCUGACAUAAUGGACUUUGUUGCAAUAUGUCAAAAAUGCACUGAAACUGCAAUACAAGCUUACAAAUUCAUCAUGGACUGUAGAAAAAAGUCUUUACAGCUAUACCUUACAAUUAAAACUCUGAAUGAUUACUUUGAAAAUUUAAAAGUAAAUACAAAAAAUCUUUAUCUCUGUUUAGGUUCAGACUAUAAUGUUAAAGAUUAUACUAUUAAUGAUGUAGGAAAACAUCGCACUGAAAUAUUAAAUAUGAUAAAAAUUGAACUAGAACCAGAAGUUGAACUGCCUAAUUUGCCUACAGAAAUAUACAAGGGAAAUAAAGGAUCCCACAAAACUGUAAAUUUAACCGAUAUAAUUUAUGAUAAAAAUAACUUAUCACUACUGAAAUGUAAAAUAUGUCAUAAUAUAUUUUCAAGAGCUCCAAAUCUAAAGAAACAUUACUAUAGUGUGCAUGCACCUAAGAUCUAUAAAUGUUCUAUAUGUCCAAAAAGCUUUGGUUCAUCUGUUCUUUUACAAACGCACAGAAACUACCAUCACACUGCUGGUGUCUGUUGUACGGAGUGCGGGAAAGUAUUCAGCAAUGCAUAUGCACUAGACAGCCAUGAAAAAAGACACAAAACGAGACACAUUUGUCAGCAUUGUGGUAAAGUUUACAAAACUAAACAAGCAUUCCAGGCCCACAUACAAGAAUUUCAUUAUGGUGCUUUAAAAGAAAAACUAAUCUUCAUUUGCAACUAUUGUGGAAAGAAAUAUUCUCAAAAAUCUGCAAUACGGGUGCAUAUACAAUUUGAACAUGAAAAUGGAAAGUUCUGUGAAUGCAAUUGGUGUAAAAAGAAGUUUAGUUCGGUUAGUAAAUUAAAGGAACACAUUAUCACUCAUACAAAGGAGAAGAGAUUUACUUGUAGACAAUGUGGAGGUCGAUUUGGUACAAAAAUGUCUCUGAUUUAUCACACACGGACACACACUGGGGAAAGGCCAUACAAAUGUCAAUAUUGUGAUAGCAGUUUCUUGUCCGCGUCACGCAGGUUGACGCAUGUGAAGCAACAUCACAUGCCAGCAACACUGGAGUGUGACCUGUGCCAUAAGAAGUUUAAGAUACGGAGCUAUUUGCUGCGGCAUAGGGAGAAGCAUUUUGAUCCUAGUAGCAAAUUACACCAAUCUGCUGUAUAACAUAUCAAGUCAUGGCAUUUUUUUUAUAUAUAUAUUUGCAGCUGUAAAUAAUAAUAUUGUAUCAAAUGUUAAUAAACAUAUUGGUAAAAACAUA
Molecule: messenger RNA, 1641 nt
Organism: Manduca sexta (tobacco hornworm)
Lineage: Eukaryota; Metazoa; Arthropoda; Insecta; Lepidoptera; Sphingidae
Product: zinc finger protein 625-like
Exons: 3
Coding region: 198-1547 (449 amino acids)
Biological process (GO): regulation of transcription by RNA polymerase II
Cellular component (GO): nucleus
Molecular function (GO): DNA-binding transcription activator activity, RNA polymerase II-specific; RNA polymerase II cis-regulatory region sequence-specific DNA binding; zinc ion binding
Source: RefSeq, a predicted model, not a curated record